AGUCUUUCUAUUUUAAUCGUAAUUAUUUCCUUUGAUCAAACACCAUGUCGUGACCUCUGCAUUAAGACUGACAUCCAUGUGAAGUUCCAUCACUUCGCAACUGAUUUCACAGCAAACACAUCCGUGAAUUUGAUACCGGCACAAGUUCCGUGGAAGCUUAGACGUUGUAGUUUUAAAGGAGCAAUGAGGACUGUAAGGAAGGCCACUCCAAUUCAUCAGUCUUCCCAACUCGAAGAACUACCAAAUCCUAAUAUUAUGCUACCGAGACGAUCGUCAUCUUCAUCGCAUCUACCUUCAUUGCGUGAGGGAUCUUCGGAUUGUAACGUGCCGUCAAGAAUUACAACACCUCAUGCCUUUUCAGACACUGAACAGGGAAAAACCGAAAUAAUAGCACUGGUGGGAUUGCCUUCACAUCCAAGACGAGGGAAGUUGUUCAAAUCGGCCUUAGAGAAAAGAAGCUCCCACGAAAACUCUUGGCUACCAAAUCUUAUUAAAAGAGACUUGAAAGAGAAUGUCCAACUACUGCCGGCACCUUCAUCUGAAUGGGUAGAGAGAGUACAUCGCCCACAACACUACGAACUUACUAGAACAAUUUCACAUCCACUCAUUUUUAACGAUGGAAAAUUUUCUCUCGUCACAAAAAUACAAAACGAUACAUGCUCUAACAGUUUGCCUCAACUCAACAACGGAGAGACUCCACGCAAAGGAACCGAAGAAAAACAUUCAGCUGACCUCAGAAGACAUAUCGAAAAAGAGGAGUUGGACUAUGAUUUAUUCACGACUAAAGCUGUAAUUUUGGAGCGCUUUUUAAACAGUCAGAGUUAGGUAUAUACACAUAUGUAUAUAUGUGUAUGAUCGGUAAAGUAUAAAUUAUUAAGGACACGAAAUUAGCCUGGUUGUCAUUUAUUUCAAGUGACAACAAAUAAUUCCGGGGUUAGAAGACAAGAUCGCGACUGAAAGUUAAAGAAUUAUAAACUAAAGAAAAAGAAAGACUGCAAGGAAGGCUUUACACGCGUUAAGGUAUUUAAUAUUUUGCUAUCGAUAAGAUAAUACUUGAUCUAUUAAAAAAGGGUGGUUUAUAGUUAUAAAUUAAAUAGCUCAAUUCUCUUAUUGAAAAUGAUUUGACAUGAUGUAAAAUAUUAAAGUGUGAAAGUAUUUGUAUGAUUUGAAAUUGAAGUGAGAAAGCUAUUCUUAAAUAUUGGGAUGGAUAUUCUAAUAAAUGUUCAGAACUAUGAAAA
Molecule: messenger RNA, 1238 nt
Organism: Pocillopora verrucosa
Lineage: Eukaryota; Metazoa; Cnidaria; Anthozoa; Scleractinia; Pocilloporidae
Source: RefSeq, a predicted model, not a curated record